GUGCCUCAGUGGCAGCUUGGCAGUGGCAGAAUCAGGGUUGGGUUUCGGCUGGUCCGGAGAUGGGAGACAGUGCCGUAGCGGAGGUGACUGGCGAGGUGGUAAUGGAGCAGGCCAGCUCAACACAGACUGUUACGAAGCGCUCGGUAACGAGUAUCCAGACGACGCACAUACAGUCCUCACACGAGUCUUCGGUCCGCGUGGAGUCUGUGGUACAAGGGGGCACCGCAGAGCAGACCGUCGCUGUGAAGUCUGUGGUGCAGGAAGGCAGCGCGGGGCAGUCCCUUGCCGUGGAGUCCAGCCACGUCGAGGUCGUCACAGACAUUCCGAAGGAGGAGGCACCACCGGUAGAAGAAUCACAGCCGGAACCCGAACCUCAGCCGGCUGAGCCUCAGCCAGUCGAUGAAAAUGCCAACGCCAUCCCGGAGGAACAGGAGGCCCAGCCAGAACAGGAACAAGCUAAAGAACAAGCCCCAGAAGAGCACAAAGAGCCAGCCGAGGAGCAGGAACCAGUGCCGGCCGCUGCUAACGACGUUCCAGCAGAAGCAGAAUCGGCGCCGGCGGAAGAACCGGCUGCCGAAGCCGGUGCCGACGCGGAAAUCAGCCAGGAGAACAUCAAGUCCCAGCUGCACGAAAUCAUCAGCGAGAUCGAGGAGCAGGUCCUGCCCGAGCAUGAGGAGGUACACACAGAUGAGGUCGUAGAGAGUCAACAAGUAGAUGUCGAAGUAACUCCUGCCGAGGAGACUCCGCCGGUGGAGGAGGCGCCCGCGUCUGAGGAGGCUGUUGAGGCUCCGGUACAGGAGGCCGAGGAGGUCGUCGAGGCUCCAGCGCCCGAGGCCCCGGCGCAGGAGGCUGUCGAAGCCCCGGCGCAGGAGGCUGUCGAAGCCCCUGCGCAGGAGGUCGAGGAGGCACCUGUGCAGGAGGUAGAGGAGGCCCCUGCGCAGGAGGUCGAGGAGGCCCCGACACAGGAGGUCGAGGCGGUUGCUGAGGCCCCUGCACAGGAGGUCGCGGAGGUUCCGGCACCAGAGGUCGAGCCAGUGGAGGAAGAGGAAGGCGUCUUGCACCAUACUUGGAAGCCCAAAGGGAAGUAUGACCUCCAGAAGACAGCCAUUAUGUACGAGGACGUGGUUCCCAUCUCCGUGCCUGAAGUCUCGCUGAAGGAGCCCGAACCGAAGCCAGUGCCCCAGCCGCAGCCGCAGCAGAUCCCGGAGCAGCAGCAGAUGCCGCGGGUAAUGCAGGAACCCAUGCACAACGGCGACAUGUCUCCGCAGGUCAUUUCGCCCCUUGAAAUCCCCGAGGGCAUUCCUCUCCUGGCCCGCAUCCUGCCCAAGGUCGAUGGCGAUGGAGACAAGAAGAUCAGCUUGGAGCGCCUCUUCACGCCCGCCACAGACUCCGGCGACCUCACGCCCAAGAAGGCUGCUUCACGAAAGAUGUAUUCGUCGUCGGCCUUCUACCGGCCCGACCACCCGACCAUCGACGACCAGGUGGAGCUGGCGCAGCGCAUCUCCUUCUCGCUGGUCGACGAUAAUAACAAGAUGAGCCGUGGACAAUCUAUGUACCUCAAGCGGAAGAACAGGUCUAUGCGCUGGAUCCAUCAAGGGGGCGAAAUGCAAGAAAUGAUUACAGGUUCUGGGGCAGGCGGUGAGAUGCCGGAGGAGGAGAUGCAGCGACCUUUGGAGAAACCCCCCAUGAAGUUGCUCAUGAACCCCAAGGGCGUGCAGGACUUCCAGGCCGUGCAAGAACACUACGAGAACCUUAUGAACGCCCCAACCAGUCCCGAUGUCGGCAAGCUCGUCAUCCAGAAUCCUGUUAUUAGCGCGAGUCCUUCUGGGAAAGGUGCCGAGCUGUUCGCCAAGCGAAAGAAGCGAAUGGACAAAUUCAUCGUUGACGAGACGACGGUGCAGAAGGCGCAGCAGCAGACGACGUCCGUUCAGCAGACCUCCACUUUCAGUUCGAGCUUCAGCAGCAGCAGCAAAAGCGUCAGCAGCAGCAGCAGCAGCUUCAGCAGCAUGAAACAGGCGGAGAUGGAGAGGAACCGACAGCAGGAGCAGAUAAUGUUCGCCGCCCCGCCCAUGGGAGGAGCGCCCACCGCACCCGCGGCCGCCCCUGCCUCAGGCACAGGCGCCAUCUACACCGCCGAGGUGAAGGUUGUUCAACGGGCGUCCCUUCCACCUACACCAGUUGACAUCCCACAACACUCGCUGCUGGAGCUCGUCUCGCAGGACUCGAACGUCGACAAGCGCCGCUCCUUGAACUUCAACCUGGCGGCCAAGGGCUUCGGCACCUACAAUAACUUCUAUACGCCUGUCACCUUCGCUACUUAGAUAAGAAUCUGCGUCAGCGGUUUCUCGAGUUGCAGAAAGGAAGUGAACGUCAUUCGGGUCUCAAACCUUUUGGAGGGAGCUUGUCAGAAGGAGCGGGGUUUCCCAUCGAACGAAAGUCUUUGUUGUAUAGUGGAUCAUUCAUUGCUCUUUAUUUGUGUUAAGGAUUUCAAUGUUUAUCCAAUUUGUUUAUCGGCCUUUUGGCAAAGGCAUGGCACAUUUGUGAAUUUGCUGUCGAGAAGAUCUUGUUAUAUUUAGGGUGAGUGAAGCUAUUCAUAAAAUUUCAUUAAGUAAUUAUGGUUAGUUAUCCUCUCUGUUGAUUAUUUUUCCUCUUCACUGUAUAGUUCACACAUAAUUUGUCUACAUUGGAAAUAUUAUCAUUUGUAGUUUACUGUGAACGUGUAAUAUUGUCCUUUUGUGAUAAGUUCAUUCUCCAAGAUUUUGUCUCCUUUAAAGAGAUGAGAUAAAAUGAGAUUUAGGUAUAUCUUUAAGGUCGUUUUCCCUUUGGGCAAUGGGAAGGGGUAGUCCAGCCCUUGCCAAGUCCCACGGGCUGAGCGCUUCACUCGUGUCAUUUCUCAGUCUCUCGCAAAUUGAAUUAGCAAGUCUUUCACCGGCUAAUUCCCUGUCAAAUGACACACUCAACUAUGAAUCUGCUCUAAGUGAGUUGUCACCUGUGAAUCAGCCGGAAUUAGGGCUGCGAGUGAAGGCUCAGCCAAAGUCACCAGGAAUGUUUACAACCUCUGCUAUGCAUGUAUGGUGCAGGUGGACCUAGAGCAACACUGGGCGACCUCUCAGUCAUUAAUAAAAAGUCAACCUCUGUUCCUUAUCGCACGAGCCACUUUUUUUUUUUGUUUUUUUUUUUUUUUUUUUUGUUCUUUAGUCCCCUCUUACCUUUCUUCUUCCUCCUACGUGCCUCCAUCCUUACCUCCUCUCCAAGACGUCCAGAAGGGAAGUCGAGAAAGAGGGUGCGGCUCCCUGAAAACAAGAGAGGCUUGUCCCCGCCCGGAGCUCGCCCGCGCGUGGUGCGGAUGGCUGCCUGACUGUUCCUGCCUUGCUGAGACUCCCGCUCUUGUCCGCCGCAGGCAUUCGCACUACCUGCUGAGUCCCCUUCUCUCUGGUCCAGCUCACGAUGCACUCAAGCUAUGUAUCUUGUGCAAAAAUUAAGAUAAAAUAAAAUAAAAAAAACAGACAAAUACCAUAA
Penaeus chinensis is the source of this 3519-nucleotide messenger RNA. Its product is annotated as fibrous sheath CABYR-binding protein-like. The transcript is spliced from 15 exons. The coding region runs from base 60 to 2321 and encodes 753 amino acids. The record is from RefSeq and is a predicted model, not a curated record. NCBI's taxonomy places the organism in Eukaryota, Metazoa, Arthropoda, Malacostraca, Decapoda, Penaeidae.